Molecule: messenger RNA, 1623 nt
Organism: Oncorhynchus gorbuscha (pink salmon)
Lineage: Eukaryota; Metazoa; Chordata; Actinopteri; Salmoniformes; Salmonidae
Product: BTB/POZ domain-containing protein KCTD4-like
Biological process (GO): protein homooligomerization
Molecular function (GO): protein binding
Source: RefSeq, a predicted model, not a curated record
GGCAGACUCAUUCUGCUACCAGUGCGCUGUGCGCUCCUCUCUAUGCCAGUACCUCUCCGAUUGGCUCCCACACACACACUCACUUUUUACUGCACGCUACACACACUUAUCCUGAGGAGCGCAGACACAGACAGACACUGUGAGGUUGUUGAGCGGGAGCGGCAUGGAAUGGAACCUCAGAAGGAUGGACAGUGAACUCAGACAGAUCAACUCGGACCUGCUGCAGCCCAGUAAGAGCAUCAAGAAGCCCUCGUCAGGCACCAUCACCCUCAACGUGGGGGGCUUUCUGUAUGCCGCGCACCGCACCACCCUCAGCCGCCACCAGGGGUCAGUGUUGGAGGAGCUGGCCAGCGGCAAAAAGACCGUCCAGCACACUGACUCCAUGGGCAACCCCUUCAUCGACCGUGACGGCCCUGUGUUCCGACACAUCCUCAACUUCUUGCGGACCGGAGACCUGCAGCUACCCGAUGACUUCCGAGAGGCGGGCCUUCUGAGACGGGAAGCAGAGUUCUACCGCCUCAGUGGAUUGGUGGAGGCCAUUUUGGAGUGGGAGGAGCUGCGGGCGGUACAGCGGGAGCCCGCCUUCCUGGAGGUGACUGACGAGAGGUCACAGGGCUUCAAGGUGUACUGUAGUGACCCCAGUUUCAUUGACAAGGUCAAAGGUCGCCUGGUUCAGAUCUCAAAGAGCCGUCUGGACGGCUUCCCGGAGGAGUUUGAAGUGUCGUCCAACGUGAUCCAGUUCCGCCACUUCAUCAAGUCAGAACCGGGCUCCAGGCUGGUGCUGAAGCAGGACAGUACCUUCGUGUGUACUCUGGAGUGUCUGAAGCUAGAGACGGUGAUGCUGGCUCUGAAGGCUGGCUUCUCUAUCAUCACCUCUCUGGACAGCAGCAAGGGAUCUGUGGUGGCCGCAGAGGCACUGCACUUUGUCAAGUAAGAGAGGGAAGAGAGGGGAAGAAGGAAAGAUGGGAGAGAGGGAUCUGGGAGAGAAUGGACAGGGAGGUAGAAAGAGAAGGGAAGAGAAUGGGACAGGUAACAGGCAGGUAGAGAGGGGAACUAGAGGGAGGAGAAAGGUGUCUGAAUCCAGAUUGACCCCUAGCACCUGGGCUGGAACUGCUGCAGGACAGAACACACACUCUCAGAGGAACAGUCUCCUACUGGAUUGCAUCAAGCUGCUUUUUCCAUCCUGUCUGCUCCACCUUCAAACCAGCCUUUGUGUGCACAGUGAGGUAUUACAGUGUGUGUGUUCAGUUGCUGUGGUCUAAUAUUUAGUUGUGUGACCAAGCCUUUUUCUGGAUCCUGGGGGGGUGGUAGAGUGGAAGAACGUACUGACUGACCUACUGACGGUUGCUGAGUAUUGGACGAAAACAAUUGUAUUAUUCCAGAAACUUCUCACACAUAGCCUGACUGGAUGAAAGGUGUGCUUUGCAGAAAAUAUACACGUAGGGUUUAGACCCAAGGGUUCAAAUCUAGCAUGAUGCAUGCGCAGUGAAGAUUUUCAAAUCAGAAACCAACUUUGUGAUUGUUUGAUCACCUGUGCUGUGAGUGAGUAAGUGACAAUGUGUUCAUUUGGAUAUGUGAAUGUUUUGUUUUACACACAAUAAAAGUAAUGAAUAUUGUCAGUCA